UUGACAUAAGUGACACUUGACAUGUGUUUCUAUCUUCAUUCUUCAUCCUCUUUAUUUUUUUUUUAAUUUAACCAAAAAUUUGAAAUUCUUAUUUAAAGAGGAAUUAAAUAUGGGUGAUUCAGAUUUAGACGAGUUAAGAAAACGCCGCUUGGCCGAACUUCAAUCCCAAUACAAGGGUGGUGCCUCAGACCAAGACGCCCAGCAAGCUCAAGAAGCAAAAGCCAAGCAGCAAGAAGAUGCCAAGAAUUCGAUUUUGUCACAAAUCUUGGAUCAAAAUGCUAGAGCCAGGUUAAACACCCUUCUCCUGGGUAAACCUGAAAAGGGCCAAAUGGUGCAAUCAAUGUUGCUUCGAAUGGCCCAAACAGGCCAAAUAAUGUCAAAGAUAGGCGAGAAAGAACUGAUAGGUCUGCUGGAGAAUGUCAGUGCACAAACACAGAGCAAAACUUCCGUAAAAUUUGAUAGGCGGAGAGCAGCGUUGGACUCAGACGAGGAUGACAUUUGAAUGCCUCUCAUUAUUUAUAAAAACAAAUGACUUAACAACAACACUACUGCCUUACAAUUAAGCACUGUGAGUGAGGUAGGAAUUUUUAAAUAAAUUAGUAAUAAUGCUUAAGGAUUAUAAAAUUGUUUUAUGUAUCUCACUAAUUUAAAAUAUUAACUGUUUUGCUUUUUGUUAUAAGAAUAAUAUAUAAGUAUAGUUUUUACACUUAUUGCCUAAGGAAAUGAAAUUAAAGGAUUUCUAAUAAUA
Molecule: messenger RNA, 748 nt
Organism: Anthonomus grandis grandis
Lineage: Eukaryota; Metazoa; Arthropoda; Insecta; Coleoptera; Curculionidae
Gene: PDCD-5
Product: programmed cell death protein 5
Exons: 3
Coding region: 110-502 (130 amino acids)
Cellular component (GO): cytosol; nucleus
Molecular function (GO): DNA binding
Source: RefSeq, a predicted model, not a curated record